CGCUCGACUACCGACCACCGAAUGUUCAAAAUGAAACUGUUAUUUGUGCAGCAGAGUUGGUCGCUUGUUCUUAAUUCCAUAAGUAAGUUCUUAUAUGGCGAGCAAGGCCUUAAUGUACAAGGAUUUAAUGUCUUACGAAAUAAAGUAGGGACCUAUUUAAAUGGGAGUACCAUAUGCCUAUUUUGGAAUAGUAACUUUGAGUUCCAGCCACAAGUCUUUGUAGCAGAUUAUGCCAGCUUCGUGGGUAUUCAUAUUAAUAAUCUGAAGGAAAGUUUCGAUGAAGAUGUUGUUGAUGUACGUCCAAGGAAAAAACAGCUGCAGGAGAAUAACCUGCCAUACGACGAUCUCCUGCUCAAGCUUAUGAUAUCAAUUGAGGUGACACACUGUGAGACGUUCAUGGUCUUUGGAAAGGACAUAGCCCGUUUUGUGGGAGCUUUUACAAAUGCAUCCAUGUAUUCCAUAUGGCGCUCUUUGCACAACAGGUUCGUUUUCUCGCACAUGGCUGAUGAGUUAAACGAGGAUUGCUAUAAAAAUAUCUUCUUUGAGGAUCAGCCAAACAUUCUGUUUAUUGUUCAGACCGAUGCAUCUGGGACAGUCCUUGAAAUGAAGACCAACAAAUAUGUGGGUACUAAGGCGGAGAAGCCGGCACAAUUACAACUAUUAGAUCGAUACUAUGUUGUUGAGGAACGAUUUCAGCUAAAUAAUUCAUUAUUCCCGAAUAAGCUAAAAGACUUGCAAGGACGUGAGGUAGUCAUCGCCGGCUUUGACUAUAGACCCUAUACGGUUAUAAAAUGUAACACAGAGAAUAGUAACACACGUGAUAUAGGUGUGGCACAGGAUUCGGAGUUGAGUAAAGUCUUCAUCGAUGGCACGGAAGCACGUGUAGUUCUGAACUUUUGUGAAAAGUUCAAUUGUACAGUUCAAAUUGACACAUCUGACGCCGACGAUUGGGGCACCGUUUACCAAAACAUGUCUGGGGAUGGCGCAAUGGGCAUGAUUAUUAAUCACAAAGCAGAUAUUUGCAUUGGCGCAAUGUAUUCGUGGUAUGAGGGCUACACAUAUUUAGAUCUAUCAAUGUAUCUCGUGAGGUCUGGAAUAACUUGUCUGGUACCAGCACCCCUGAGACUGGCGAGCUGGAACCUUCCCCUUCAGCCGUUCCAAGCAAACCUCUGGGCUGCGGUCCUGGUGUACCUCUGUUUGGAGACAUUGGGGUUAGUGUUGGCCUACAGAAGCGAGCAAGUGCUGUAUGUCUCGGCAAGUGCCCGUGAGGGCUGGUGGUGCUGUGCAAUGCUGGGCCUGGCGACGUCAUUUAAGCUUUUCAUAUCGCAGUCAGGAAACAGUACAACGACUUCGUUAACUGUCCGUGUGUUGCUCUUUGCCUGUUUUCUCAACGACAUAAUCAUAACCAGCAUUUAUGGUGGCGGUUUGGCUAGUAUAUUGACUAUACCAAGCAUGUCUGAGGCGGCGGACACUGUGCCACGGUUGCGAAAUCACCGUUUGCAGUGGGCAGCUAACUCGGAGGCAUGGGUUUCAGCUAUUCGUGGUUCUGAUGAACCUUUGGUGCAAGACCUCUUGAGCAAUUUCCACAUCUACAGCGACGAGCAGCUGCUCCGAUUCGCACAAGAAACUCAAGUGCGACUGGGCUUCACUGUUGAACGUCUGCCCUUCGGCCACUUUGCCAUUGGGGACUAUUUAGUACCAGAAGCCAUCGACCAGAUGGUCAUCAUGCAGGAGGACCUCUACUACCAAUACACGGUGGCCUUCGUUCCCAGACUGUGGCCAUUACUUGAACAGUUCAAUACGCUAAUUUAUAGUUGGCACUCUUCCGGAUUCGACAAAUACUGGGAGUACCGUGUGGUCGCCGACAAUCUCAACGUUCAGAAGCAACAGCAGGUGGAGAGCACCAUGUUGAGGAGCCAAGAGGAUAUUGGCCCUGUCCGACUGGGGAUGUCGAACUUUGCCGGAAUUAUUCUCGUCUGGGUAUUGGGUUCUAUAGUAGCCACUUUGGUCUUUGUGGCCGAACUGUUUGCCACCAAUUUGAAAACCCCAAUAGAUAAUUGA
Drosophila subobscura is the source of this 2061-nucleotide messenger RNA. RefSeq lists its product as uncharacterized. Gene Ontology annotation, cellular component: membrane. NCBI's taxonomy places the organism in Eukaryota, Metazoa, Arthropoda, Insecta, Diptera, Drosophilidae. Gene Ontology annotation, molecular function: ligand-gated monoatomic ion channel activity. The record is from RefSeq and is a predicted model, not a curated record. The transcript has 7 exons. Bases 22 to 2061 code for a protein of 679 amino acids.